CUUGAACAAUCAUCUUUAAUUAUGCGACACUAUUUUAUGAUGUGAUAAAAAAAUAUUAAGGCUCUCCAGCUACAAUCAUCAAGUAGCGCGUUUAUCCAGUAGCAAAAACAUGUUUGGUUGAAUUAGCCGCCGCCCGCAGCAGUAAAUGAUUCACUUUGAGCGCGCUUAAUCACGUGAAUCUCGCCUUAACGAUAGAAAAUGACAGUUUCAACAAAGGAGUCCUGUCUUAAAUCUUCAGCAUGGAUCUCGGAUUAGACCGUAUAAAAAACCUACUCUAUGCAUUAGGUAGCCCAGAGAAAAGUUUAUCGGUAAUCCACGUUGCUGGAACGAAUGGUAAAGGCUCCGUUUGUGCCUAUAUUGCCUCCAUUCUCAAGGCAGCCGGAUUCAAGGUUGGCCGGUACAACUCUCCUCACUUUUUGGAGCCAACAGAUGCUAUGCAGAUAUGUGGCGAAAGAAUUGAUUCAAUCGAAUACAAAAAUCUUUGUGAUAGAGUAGCUUCUGUUGACAAGGAGAACAAUUGCGGAGCCUCCACUUUCGAAUUAUCCACAUCCGCAGCUAUCCUUUGGUUUUACGAACGCAAGGUUGACUUUGCAGUCAUUGAGGUUGGUCUGGGAGGAACUUUGGAUGCCACAAAUGUUUUUGAGGAGGUAGUUGCCAGCGUCAUCACGCCUAUUGGCAUGGAUCACGCCGGUAUACUUGGAAACAGCAUUGCUGAGAUUGCGUCUGCAAAAGCCGGUAUCAUCAAAGCCAAUUGUCCAGUAAUAGCAUCACCUCAACCCGAAGCUGACGCAAUGGAAGUUGUUAAAAGAACAGCACAAAGGCUUUCCAGCCCCUUGCUAAUCUCCCCUAUGGCGAGGUGGUGCUCACCAACCAGGGAAUGGGCCACUGUGGAUAUCCAAUAUCCGAAUAAUUUACCACCUACAACCUACCAGUUCAAAAUACCAUUGUAUGGGGACCACCAGCUCGUGAAUGCAGCUACUGCCGUAUCUACUAUACACGUACUGAAGAAUGCAAACAAACAUGUGGGUUUAAAAAUUACUGCAGAGCAUAUCCAGAAAGGAAUGGCGGAUACCCGGUGGCCAGGACGCUUGGACUUGUUGACGAAGGAGCAGUGUCCAUGGUUGACAGAGAUGUACAGCAUAGAUGAAAUGUUUGUGGAUGGAGCCCAUAAUCCUCCAGCAGCCCAAGUACUACGAGAAUUUGUGGAUCAGCAAUGUCAGACGCGAAAUAGGGAUAAAGUUCAAUGGAUCAUAGCUUCAACUGAGGGAAAAGACAUAAAGGAGCUUCUGAGCAUAUUAUUACGACCACAAGAUUCGGUGUGUGCUACAACGUUCACACAACCUGAGAAUAUGCCGUGGAUAAGCCAUAUGGACCCAACUGAAAUCAGGGACAUUGCCGCGACCGUCGCUUCUGGACCCUGUAGCGUGGAGCCAUCCCUCGCACAGGCAUUACGAAACGCUGGGCAAUCUGAGGGUUUGAUUGUCCUUUGCGGCUCAUUAUACCUCGUAGCGGAUUUAUAUCGCUUACAUAGACACAUUUAAAAACACCCACACGACACGCUUCUAAUUUGUAAAUGAUGACAUUUUAUAUAAAAAUGCUGACGUUUUGAACAAUUUCUUUUUUUUUGAGGGUUGUUGUUGAACAUUGGUGUUUGGUUAUAUUAAACAUGCGCACCGUCCAUUUGUAACUUCUAAUGUUGCACUUGUUACCGGGGUCGACCGAGUAUUAUAUCCACAUUUAAUGAGCAGCCUCCUCAGCUUCUUCAGCAACGGGCUCUUCAAUCUCCUUGUCGUAGUUAGCGAGCUCUUCGGUAAGAUCCUCAAC
Umbelopsis ramanniana AG is the source of this 1824-nucleotide messenger RNA. RefSeq lists its product as uncharacterized. The coding region runs from base 240 to 1541 and encodes 433 amino acids. Gene Ontology annotation, molecular function: ATP binding; tetrahydrofolylpolyglutamate synthase activity; dihydrofolate synthase activity. Gene Ontology annotation, cellular component: mitochondrion; cytoplasm; cytosol. The transcript has a single exon. Gene Ontology annotation, biological process: folic acid-containing compound biosynthetic process. NCBI's taxonomy places the organism in Eukaryota, Fungi, Mucoromycota, Umbelopsidomycetes, Umbelopsidales, Umbelopsidaceae. The record is from RefSeq and is a predicted model, not a curated record.